AUGGCUCGUCCAGAACAGUUUUCCGAGGCUAUGAAUGAGGUUGACGGAAAAGGUCUCGAUGAAUCAAAGAGAAGCCCAGGAUCCAUCCCUGAGACUGCACCUGCACCAGCCCUUACCGAUGCAGAGCUAGAACAAUACCGACCUUUGUUUGAUUUCGAUGCCGCGACAUUGUUCGAUGCCGAUAAUCCAAGUCAUGAAAACUCUGGAUCGAAUCAAGAACAACAAGUUGAUUUCUUAAAUUCCUCAAAUGAAACUAUUCAAGAGGAGACAAAUUCAUGGUAUGCCAAUGCAGUGGCGACUCAAAUAAAUUCUGAUGGACUUCUGGAACAAAAUGUAGAAGCAAGAGUCCCUGAAUUCACCCAAGAAGAUCAAGCGGUAUUAGAUGCUUUUGGACCAGCUAUCGCUGAUGAGAUUUCCACGAAGUAUCCAACCCAGGGUGGAUUAAUUAUGGCCGAUUCACAAAGUUUGCAGGCUCCUACUGCCCAGAAUGCCGUGCUUCAAGAUUUGGAGCAAUCAAGCGGUACAAGUAAAACGAAUAUCAUCGAAUACCCAGCUUCCAGUCGCGUUCAACAUGAAGAUGACGACACAACACAAGAUCAAUUGGACUCGUUGGUCGAAUGGACUGGAAAGAAGUACCCAUCGAAUAGUCUGAGUUUCGAUCAAUACGAGGAAACCUUUCUGUCAGCGCAAAUGAUAUCAUCAUCACCGAUGAAUCACGAUAAAUAUGCCGCAAGCAAUCAUCAGGGAUCUCAAUCAUCAACUAAGAUUGAGGAAUCAGCACCUGUAAUGACAGUACAGCAUCCGGGUUUUCGUCAGAAUCAAGUUGGAGCUGCUCAAAAUAGAAUUGAGCACAAUUUAUCGCGUGGCCAAGGAGAAUAUAAUGGGUACGAUCGGGCCGCAAAGAUGCAGGGUGAAGAUGAUUGGACAUAUGCAUCACCGCUGCAACAGUAUCCUGAUCCAUCGUGUGGAGAUUUUGAUGUGACUCGAGCCCCAAUGCCCUACCCUUGUCUUCAGGCAUUUGACAGCAAUAACCGCAGAGGAGGAAUUGAGACGCAACGAGCAGGCAACGACCCUAUCCGUAUAGAAAACAGAGUCGAUAACACCAACAGUGUGGCUCAACGUAGUGGAAAUGGCCAACAUGGUAAAGCUAGCCAAGGUUCAAAGAAACGAGCCGACUGGGAGACGCGAGCUGAUGCGGCAAGGCCUAGAGUUCGAAUGACUGAGGAAGAAUAUCAGUGGCUGCGACCAAACGAGGGACCACGUGACGUUUUCGAGACUCAGAGAAGAAAGGUCGCGGAGGAGAGAUUGAAGGAAGAGGCAGAUGCCGAGGCACUUGAGAAGGCGGGGAUGCCUAGGCCUCAACCCAAAGUACAAAAGCCAUUCAAGGGGUGCAUUCACAUCGAGGUGUGGGAGAAGGAUCGACUAAAUAAUCGCCGUCUUGCACAGGGUAAAUCAGGCCGUGAAAUUUUCUCGGAAAAACCCAAGCUCCGCGGAAAGAGAAAAGGUCGCGAAAUUUCGGAAUCAGGACCACAACCAGAGUCAAAGAAGCAAAGACUUGAGCAAAGUGGCCGCUUCCAACCACAACCGACGAAUAGAGAAAUGAGCGAGGGCAUGAUCAACGGCGAAUAUGGCAGCUCGAUGGUUAGAGACGAUGAAUUCAAUUAUGGAAUCAGUAGCGGCCCACAUUACGCUGCAAAUCCCAUGACCGGCCAGAUGAACCAGGGGAUUACCAGCGGCGGCCGUAUCCAUAAUAAUUAUAUCAGCAAUAAUUAUGGCAACAAUUAUGGCAACUUUUAUAGCAAUAAUCAUGCCAACAAUAAAUAUAUCGGCAAUCAUUGUACAGACACCUCAUUUGGAAAUGGUGUGAGAAGCUCGGGAAUGACACGAACUGAAGCCUUAGGCUCAUUUCCUGCUUCCGGCGCUGAUUUUCCUUCCAUCGGCCAAAGUGGUCGCCCGGAAUCUGGCGAAGCACACCAACAUCGUGCUGUAUACAGUCAUAGCCUGCACCCUGAAAUGUUCCAAAGUCAAUCCGAACAAAAGGCUGGAGUCAGCUACGGUAGAAAUAGUGUUCCACCUCCGCCGUACGUCGAAUCAGUCCAACGAUUUACAAACAUUCCGUCUCAGCCUCCACAACGUCCAACUGCGCCAAGGUAUGGAGUCAGCACAUCGGGAACUAAGGCUGUUAUGAAUCCUGCAAAUCAAUCAACGACAAAUGGUGGUAAUGGCAUACCACCGUAUCUAGCUGGACAAAAUGCGCAGGUCCUGAGAUCAAUUGAUCAUGUAUACCACCCGGCUCAAAUCGGAGGAUCGCGAUCGAUUCCUGAUAGCUUGAUUGAUCCAAUGCAGCACUCUCAAGCUCAGUUUCCAGUACCUAGUGUUAUGGGUGCGCAAACGGGAGAGCAAAUCCUCGAAAGCUACAAGUCCGACGAUUUCGACACUCAGGAAAGAAGAGAGUAG
Messenger RNA from Botrytis byssoidea, 2457 nucleotides. RefSeq lists its product as uncharacterized. The record is from RefSeq and is a predicted model, not a curated record. The transcript is spliced from 3 exons. The coding region runs from base 1 to 2457 and encodes 818 amino acids. Lineage: Eukaryota; Fungi; Ascomycota; Leotiomycetes; Helotiales; Sclerotiniaceae.